Messenger RNA from Lolium rigidum, 854 nucleotides. Its product is annotated as 21 kDa protein-like. The record is from RefSeq and is a predicted model, not a curated record. The transcript has a single exon. NCBI's taxonomy places the organism in Eukaryota, Viridiplantae, Streptophyta, Magnoliopsida, Poales, Poaceae. Gene Ontology annotation, molecular function: enzyme inhibitor activity. Bases 1 to 612 code for a protein of 203 amino acids. Gene Ontology annotation, biological process: negative regulation of catalytic activity.
AUGGCUCGCUCCGCCGCUCCUCCCCUCCUCGCCGCGCUGCUCCUGGCCGUCGCCGCCGCGGCCGCGGCAUCGGCCGCCCCGGCAGCCACCGACUUCAUCCGCAAGUCGUGCCGCGCGACGCAGUACCCGUCGGUGUGCGUGCAGAGCCUGUCCGCGUACGGCGCCGCCGGCAACUCGCCGCCGCGGAGCCCGCAGGAGCUGGCGCGCGCGGCGCUGACCGUGAGCGCGGACCGCGCCAAGUCGGCGUCGGCGUACGUGGGGCGGCUGGUGGGGCCCGGACUCCGCGGCAGCGCCGGCGGGCCGAAGAAGGGCAGCAGCCCGGCGCGCGACUGCCUGGAGAACAUGGCGGACAGCGUGGGCCACCUGCGCGACGCGGCGAAGGAGCUCAGCGGCGGCCUGGGCCGCGCCGGGACGCCGGCGUUCAGGUGGCACCUGAGCAACGUGCAGACCUGGUGCAGCGCGGCGCUCACCGACGAGAACACCUGCCUCGACGGGCUCUCCCGCGGCGUGGACGCCCGCACGCGCGCCGCCAUCCGGAGCAAGGUGGUCGACGUCGCCCAGGUCACCAGCAACGCCCUCGCCCUCGUCAACAAGGUCGGGGCCGGGCACUAGCCCGGCCCAGGCCCGUCUGCACAUGGUUUGCUAGCUUACUUGGCUAGCUACGCGUGCAGGCGUAACAGUUCCUAUCGUGGCGCUACAAGUUUGUACUGUUCUACCGCAUGGAUGUGUUAACUAUUUCAGUUUCGAUGUGUUCUUGUUGUGCCUGUAAAAUGUAGCUAGUAAGUGCGUAAGAUAAUUUAUUAUUAAUUAAGAGUGUAAAGGUGGUAAUUAAGCCGAAGUGCGUUUUGUAGCUC